AUGGAGGUGGACGCAGGGCUGUUGGGUACGCUUGUGGCGAUGGGGUUUGAGCAGGAGGCGGCGGCCAACGCCCUGCUGAUCACCAACAACGCGUCCCUCGACGAGGCGCUCGACUACCUGCAGCGCUGCUGCCUCGAAGCUGGCGAAGGGGGCGCACCAGGUGGCAGCACCACAGACACCAAAAAAGCCACGCCCGACGUUCAGCUGCCCGAGAACCCGACCUCGUUGGCCGACUAUGGCUACCACUUCAACGACGAGGGCGAGCUGCGGCACCUGGAGACCGGCACGCCGUUCCAGUUCAUCAACCAGAAGCACUACGAGGCCAUGGGCGACAUGAUCGUGCGCCACAUUCAGGAGGCCAUGCUGAAGGCGUACCAGCUCACCGAGCAGAUCAUCCCCCUGCACGACGUGCCCUAUGAGAUGCCGCGCAGCUGCCUGUACAUGUCGCCAGAGUGGGAGACCGCAGAGGUCCUCCUGUUGCUCACGCACGGUUCCGGAAACGUGAGAGCGGGCCAGUGGGCCCGCAAGCCUUGCUUCAACGACUCCCUCCAGAUCGGCUCUGUGCUGCCCUACAUCAAGAAGGCGCAGGAGGCCGGAUGGGCGGUGAUCGUGCUCAACCCUAAUCUCAACGAGGGGACGAUCAACGGCAAGCGGGUGCCGAUUGCUCGUAACGAGAGCCCGGAGGCGCACUACCUGUACGUGUGGGACACCUUCGUGAGCAAGGCGCAAGCCAAGCACGUCUUGAUGGUGUCCCAUUCGUAUGGCGGAGUCAGUACUAUCAAUCUCAUCGAAAAACGAGAGAAGCAGGUGUUGCAGCGAUUGAGGGCACUGGCCCUGACCGACUCGAUUCACUUCUUCAAGCACCGGCGCAUCACGCGCCAAGGCUUCGAUUGGCUUGCCACCAACUGCAUUGACUGGGUUUCAUCAGACCUGCCGCUUGAUUCUCCGGUCGACAACAAGGCCGACUGCUACUGUGUGAGCGCGGGCACCAACAAGCACGAACACACGAGCGGGUUCGCUAUCGAAUCCGUGUUCAACUUCUUCCAGGCGCGACUGGAAGUGGCUGCUUUCCUCUAG
Messenger RNA from Acanthamoeba castellanii str. Neff, 1077 nucleotides. RefSeq lists its product as uncharacterized. Gene Ontology annotation, molecular function: siRNA binding; protein binding. The transcript is spliced from 8 exons. Gene Ontology annotation, biological process: regulatory ncRNA-mediated heterochromatin formation. Lineage: Eukaryota; Discosea; Longamoebia; Acanthamoebidae. The coding region runs from base 1 to 1077 and encodes 358 amino acids. The record is from RefSeq and is a predicted model, not a curated record. Gene Ontology annotation, cellular component: nucleus.